Neurospora tetraspora is the source of this 291-nucleotide messenger RNA. RefSeq names its product mitochondrial carrier domain-containing protein. Gene Ontology annotation, biological process: malate-aspartate shuttle; L-glutamate transmembrane transport; aspartate transmembrane transport. The record is from RefSeq and is a predicted model, not a curated record. NCBI's taxonomy places the organism in Eukaryota, Fungi, Ascomycota, Sordariomycetes, Sordariales, Sordariaceae. The transcript has 2 exons. The annotation marks the transcript as partial. Gene Ontology annotation, molecular function: L-aspartate transmembrane transporter activity; L-glutamate transmembrane transporter activity.
AACCCCCUGGAAAUCGUCAAGAUCAGAUUGCAGGUCCAGGGUGAAGUUGCUAAGAGUGUCGAGGGCGCUCCCAAGCGCUCUGCCAUGUCCGUCCGUAACUUGGGCCUGGUCGGCCUGUACAAGGGCGCCUCUGCUUGCUUGCUCCGCGACGUUCCGUUCUCGGCAAUUUACUUCCCGACCUACUCGCACUUGAAGAAGGAUCUCUUUGGCGAGUCACAGACCAAGAAGGCGAGCGUUCUCCAGCUCUUCACCGCCGGCGCCAUUGUCGGUAAACUCUUGACUAAUCGCUGA